UUGACAUUCACAUUUCUAUUUUUGUGUUUAUUUACAAGAACCUGUACUUUGAUCGAAGAUCCAUAUUACGAAAACAGACCUUACGAAUUCUCCUUUAGCAUUGUCGAUUUUCAACAUAGAUAUGAGAAAAAAGACGUUAACGGAAUUAUCACUGGUGAAUACGGUUUUAUAACGGCAGAUGGAGUUUAUCACGAGACUGGAUAUGCCACUGAUAAGAAUGGAGAUUUUAUCAUAACCAAAAUGAGAAAUCGAAAGAUAACAAGUCUGAAAGACGCACGAGAGAUCUUUAAGAAUAGACCUGAAGCUGCCAAAAAACUCUUCGAAGUUGUAACGAAAUCUUGCAGUGGGUGUAAAAUUCCGAUUAUUAAGAAUCUAGAAGUAAACGAGAAUGAAAUUCUUGCGAAAGAUGCUGAACCAUUGAUUGAGAAAAAAAUUAUUAAACCGAUAUUAAAAGAAAUGAUGAAGAUAUUGACCGAACAUAGGAAGAAAACAGAAAAUACUUCCAUGAAAGAAGACAACGGAACAAGUUUAACAAAGAAAAACGAGUCUCAAAAAAAGUCCGAAAUUUUUCAAAAUAUUAAUCGUAUUCCGAUUGAUAAGAAAGAAAACGAACAGAUGGAACGCGUUGUCAAAGAAAUGAUGAUAAACUCUAUUAAAAAAAUCAUUUCUAACGAUACUAAAAAGAACGAAAUUAUUCUCAAAGACAGUUCUCUUAAGAAAAUGGCUAACGAUCUCUACUAUUAUUUCAAUUAUUCGAUAAUUUCGCACGGUCAUCAGGAGACUGGUUAUCGUAAUGGCGAUAAAAUUGGCAAUUAUCGAUCAUGGAGUGAAAGUGGCGUCGAUACACGAGUCAAAUACGUGUCAAACAAAUUCGGUCAUCAACCGAAUAUCACUUUUCAUCCACAAUCAAACGAAACAAAAAAAAGAGAUCAGUCGCUUCAAGGCUAUUCCUUUCUCUGGUAUUUUUCAUAAAUAUAUGUAUUCUUCUUUUUUCAUUUCAAAUACAUAG
Vespa crabro (European hornet) is the source of this 1009-nucleotide messenger RNA. RefSeq names its product protein lethal(3)malignant blood neoplasm 1 (gene l(3)mbn). The annotation marks the transcript as partial. Gene Ontology annotation, cellular component: chitin-based extracellular matrix. Gene Ontology annotation, molecular function: structural constituent of chitin-based larval cuticle. The transcript is spliced from 4 exons. The record is from RefSeq and is a predicted model, not a curated record. NCBI's taxonomy places the organism in Eukaryota, Metazoa, Arthropoda, Insecta, Hymenoptera, Vespidae.